UCACUCUGCUUAACAAGAUUGGGGUUGCUUCCAGGGAAUAAGUCUCUGAAUUGGAAUGAUAGACUCUUUCUUACUGUUUAUCCUGAAGAUCAAAGAAAGCUCCAACUUUGGCCUCAAAAGUUUAGAGAAGUUCUGGAUGAGUUCUCAUUGAAUUUGACAGUAAUCUUAUUAGUUAUGCUGAAAGCCAUGGCGCGUUGUCUGGAUUUAAAGGAUGAUAGCGUCAUAAAGGAGCAUGGUGAACGAGGAUCCAUAGACACAAGAUUCGGAAUCUACCCACGUUGUGCACGGCCUGAUCAAGUUUAUGGAGUUCAUCUAAAUUCAGAUAGAUCAACUAUUACAAUACUUUUACCAGAUAAAAAUGUGGCAGAGGGCUUACAUAUUCAGAAAGAUGAUCAAUGGUUCAAGGUUCCUGUUAUCCCUGGAGCUCUCUUCAUUAAUGCUGGUGAUUAUGCAGAGGUCAUGGGCAAUGGUGUAUUCAAGAGUGUAAUACACGAGGUGGUGACAAAUGCAGAAAGGGAGAGAUUCUCAGCAGCUGCAUUCUGUAAUGCUGAACCUGAAAAAGAAGUGGGGCCUAUUAAAGAACUGAUUAGUACUAACCAACCCCAAUUUUAUAAGAAAGUGAACAUGAAAACUUACAAACAACUAUUCUCUGAGACCUAUCCUCAGGGAAAGAGGGUGCUUGAUGCUCUUAAGAUUUAGUUCUCGCAUUUCCUUUUAUUUUCAUUGUCAUAAUGAACUUUUUGUUGUUUAAAAAUCAAUCUUUAGUAUACAAUUUGUUUUGAUUUCGUAGAAGUUUUGACAUAAUAGUUGCACAAUGCAUCAGUGUGAAUAUGACAGGAGAAUGAGGUUGUGUGCACAA
Molecule: messenger RNA, 859 nt
Organism: Amaranthus tricolor (Joseph's coat)
Lineage: Eukaryota; Viridiplantae; Streptophyta; Magnoliopsida; Caryophyllales; Amaranthaceae
Product: jasmonate-induced oxygenase 4-like
Exons: 4
Coding region: 175-699 (174 amino acids)
Source: RefSeq, a predicted model, not a curated record